This is a messenger RNA of Ceratitis capitata (Mediterranean fruit fly), 868 nucleotides long. RefSeq lists its product as uncharacterized. NCBI's taxonomy places the organism in Eukaryota, Metazoa, Arthropoda, Insecta, Diptera, Tephritidae. Bases 65 to 868 code for a protein of 267 amino acids. The record is from RefSeq and is a predicted model, not a curated record. The transcript has 2 exons.
AGCUUAACAUCGGCGAAGUGUUAAGUUCCAUAGUUACAAGUAAAACUCGUCAAGGAAGUUUACAAUGAAACUCUUCGCAGUUGCCAUCGUUCUAUGCUUAGCCCCUCUGGCUAUUGCUCAAUUCGUACCUGCGGAAGGUGUCGAAACAUCUACGGAAUAUUUGCCACCAGUCGGUGAUGACGCAACUGCACCACUUGCGGAGGAUGGCUAUCGCUACAAGGCUGUGCGUCGUCUGAAGUACCGUCACCGUCGUGAAGUGCCAUCAGAGGAAUAUUUGCCACCAGUUGCUGAACCUUCCGUCGAAUAUAUACCACCGGAAGGCGCUGAAACACGUGUGGCCGAUGAUGGUUACCGCUAUAAGACAGUGAGACGUUUCAAGGUACGUCGUCAACGUCGUGAAGCUCCUUCCGUCGAAUAUUUGCCACCAGUUGCUGAACCCACUGCUGAAUAUUUACCACCAGAGGGCGCAGAAACACGCAUCGCUGAUGAUGGUUACCGCUAUAAGACUGUACGGCGCUUGAAAUUCCGUGCUCGCCAUCGUCGUGAUGUCUCUGAAUUGACUUCAUUGCCAUCGGCUGAAUACUUGCCGCCCGUCGAAGUUGAAUUGGCGCCGGAAUUGAAGACAGUUUUAGGUGAUGAUGGUUAUCGUUAUAAGGCAGUGCGUCGUCUGAAGUUCCGUCGUCAUCGUCGCGAUGCUGAAGCCGCUGAAGAAGUUGCCGCUGCUGAAAGUGCUGAUGUCCCCAGCAAUGAAUAUUUGCCACCAAGCAAUGAUAUUGCUGAAGUGCCCGAGGUGAAAAGUGCCGAGUUGGCUCAAGACGGUUAUCGGUAUAAGACUGUGCGUCGUUUCAUAUACCGUCAUCGUCAAUAA